AUGCGCCGCCACAUUCUAUUCACUUCCUUACUACCAAUUUUAGCUAGUUCUCUUCUUAGUUCAGAUUUGACGUCGAACCAUCAAGGAGCCACGGGAACAGUAGGUGCCAUCUUCCAAUCGGAACCCUCCACCGGCCUAUCUUCUGAAUAUUAUGGAAAUACGGAUUUGACGACGUCAAGGAAUCAGAAUCCAGAAGACGUCGACGACGAGUUAUUUGCACUUCAGAAGGCGUCAAAACCACAAUUCUAUCCAAGACCUCAAAAUGGGAAUUACGGGGGUUACGGUGGCUAUAGACCAAACCCAAAUCCACAGCCAUUUGGGUAUUCGUAUGUGGGAUAUAUCAAUCGACAGGCUCGCCGGUAUCCUGUCAUGAUGUACACUCUGAUCCAAUGUGUGCCUUGCCAACGAGCCAAACAUCUUUUGGCGACAACGUAUGGCGAUGUGCCAUCGCACUUUUUGGAACUGGUCGGCGACAAUGACUGGCAACGUCAACUGCAAGUGGACCUUCUCAAAGUCACUCGACAAGCCACAUUCCCAUACGUUUUUGUUUGUGGUCAAUUCAUCGGUGGAUCCUCGGAUCUUUUCAAUAUGCAUCAUUCUGGACAAUUACGACAGGCACUUAAUAAUUGCAUGUCUAGGAAUGGAUGA
Molecule: messenger RNA, 648 nt
Organism: Caenorhabditis briggsae
Lineage: Eukaryota; Metazoa; Nematoda; Chromadorea; Rhabditida; Rhabditidae
Exons: 4
Coding region: 1-648 (215 amino acids)
Source: RefSeq, a predicted model, not a curated record